This is a messenger RNA of Caenorhabditis elegans, 255 nucleotides long. RefSeq lists its product as uncharacterized. The record is from RefSeq and is marked reviewed. NCBI's taxonomy places the organism in Eukaryota, Metazoa, Nematoda, Chromadorea, Rhabditida, Rhabditidae. The transcript has 2 exons. The coding region runs from base 109 to 255 and encodes 48 amino acids.
AACUCUUGCUCCUGCUUUUGCCAACUUUUAUUCCUAAGUUCUCUCUAAAUUCGUUCACAAAUUCAUCAAAGCAGAUUCCCACGUCUUGAGCAUCAAAAGGAUCAAGUGAUGACGGAAAAGUCAAGGCUAAGCUCAUAUUUGUUUCAGUUUGAGUUUCAUAUCAACCACCACAACCACCCACAAAUCUUCCUAUCCAUAUUCCUUUCAUUCCAAUAUAUUCUAAUCCUCUUUCCCUUCUCCCCCACACCAUUCUAG